Messenger RNA from Lotus japonicus, 1821 nucleotides. RefSeq lists its product as uncharacterized. Gene Ontology annotation, molecular function: ATP binding; protein kinase activity. The transcript is spliced from 4 exons. Lineage: Eukaryota; Viridiplantae; Streptophyta; Magnoliopsida; Fabales; Fabaceae. The record is from RefSeq and is a predicted model, not a curated record. Gene Ontology annotation, biological process: regulation of mRNA processing; protein phosphorylation; spliceosomal complex assembly. The coding region runs from base 233 to 1570 and encodes 445 amino acids.
UGACAAGAAGCAUGAGAAGGAAAAGAGAAGACAGAGAGAAAAAAGUGGAGGAUUGUUUGUUGAAGAGAGAAGAGGUCAUUGUGAUUUGAAGCCAAGAGUUUUUCACCGAAACAAAAGCUUCAAUCUUUGGUGACCCUUUUUCUUCUUCUUCCACGAUCACACGAUUUUUUUCUGAAAAUCAAAGGAACCCAUUUGGGUUGAAGUGUGCAUAGAUCAGAGGGAGAGGGUGGUGAUGUCUUGUUCUUCUUCAUCUGGGUCGGAAGAAGACGAUGAGGGGCUCGAAUCCUACCGGAAAGGAGGCUACCACGCCGUCAGGGUCGCCGAUCAGUUCGCCGGAGGAAGGUACAUAGCGCAGAGGAAGCUUGGUUGGGGUCAGUUUUCAACCGUUUGGCUUGCUUAUGAUACUAUAACCUCUGGAUAUGUUGCUCUCAAGAUCCAGAAAAGUGCUGCCCAGUUUGUUCAGGCUGCCCUUCAUGAGAUUGAAAUUCUUUCAUCCAUUGCUGAUAGUGCUCCUUCCAAUUCAAAAUUUGUUGUCCAAUUGAUUGACCAGUUUAAGCACACGGGCCCUAAUGGCCAGCAUCUUUGCAUGGUCCUCGAGUAUCUUGGAGAUAGCUUGCUUCGUCUAAUCAGAUACAACCAUUAUAGAUGCCUUCCAAUGAAUAAAGUUAGGGAGAUUUGCAAAUGCAUUUUGAUUGGUUUGGAUUACUUGCACAGAGAACAUGGUAUCAUCCACACAGACCUAAAACCAGAGAAUGUUCUUCUGGUUUCUACAAUUGAUCCUGCCAAAGACCCUAUUAGAUCGGGAUUCACCCCAAUAUUAGAGAGGCCAGAGGGAAACAUAAAUGGCGGAGUUACGAGUCUUAUUGAGAAAAAGUUGAAAAGGAGAGCAAGGAGGGCGGUUGCUAAAAUAUCUGGACGAAGAGUUUCAAUGGGAGGAACAGGAGAAGCUCAUAAGUCUGAUAGAAACAUGGAUGGGAUUGAUGUGCGAUGCAAGGUGGUAGAUUUUGGAAAUGCAUGCUGGGCGGAUAAGCAGUUUGCGGAAGAGAUUCAGACACGACAGUACAGAGCUCCUGAAGUAAUACUUCAGGCUGGUUAUUCCUUCUCUGUCGACAUGUGGUCUUUUGCGUGUAUAACUUUUGAGCUUGCCACUGGUGAUAUGUUGUUUACUCCCAAGGAUGGGCAAGGUUUUAGUGAGGAUGAGGAUCACCUUGCCUUGAUGAUGGAACUCCUUGGAAAAAUGCCCCGGAAGAUUGCUAUUGCCGGAGCAAAAUCCAAGGAUUUCUUUGACAGACACGGGGAUCUCAAAAGGAUUCGAAGACUAAAAUUUUUGCCGCUUAACAAAUUGCUGAUUGAUAAAUAUAAGUUUUCGGAGAUUGAUGCUCAUGAGUUUUCGGAGUUUCUUUUACCUCUUCUUGAUUUUGCGCCUGAGAGGCGGCCAACUGCAGAGCAGUGCCUGCAGCACCCAUGGUUCAAUUGCAAGGAGUCUAUUCCAAAUGAAAUGAUAAAUGAAUCUAGUGUGGAAAAGGUGGAUGUUGGGAUGAGCAACCUUAAAAUCAAGGUAGGAAAGUGAAGGGGAGAAAGGUAUUUGACAUUCACCCCUUCAAGCCCUUCCUUCCCCAUGAAUGACUAUUGAUUGUGAUUUAUUUUUUGGUUUGAUAAAGUUUAAUAAGAUUUAUUUUUUUAUUGGAUUAACUACUACCAUGAUGUAAAUUAGUCAAGAAUUUUGCUUAUCCAGAGGCAUCUGACACAGAUUUGUGUGUAUAUUCUCCACGAUUUUAAGUGAUGAUGCAUUGCUCCAAGGUCUUAUGCAUUUCUCCUCAA